Exophiala aquamarina CBS 119918 is the source of this 996-nucleotide messenger RNA. Its product is annotated as SET domain-containing protein 6. Gene Ontology annotation, biological process: peptidyl-lysine monomethylation. NCBI's taxonomy places the organism in Eukaryota, Fungi, Ascomycota, Eurotiomycetes, Chaetothyriales, Herpotrichiellaceae. Gene Ontology annotation, molecular function: protein binding; protein-lysine N-methyltransferase activity. Gene Ontology annotation, cellular component: nucleus. The record is from RefSeq and is a predicted model, not a curated record. Bases 1 to 996 code for a protein of 331 amino acids. The transcript is spliced from 3 exons.
AUGGACGACUCUACCAUCCUGUUAGGGUCUUCGGAAUUUGAUCACACCACUGCUGAUUUCCUAGCCUGGUUCGCUGCCGCGAAUGGGACGAGGUUGAGUUCCAAGAUUCAGUUGAAGGACUUUAGGGCCCAGGAUGCUGGUAGAAGCGCUGUCGCGCAAGCAGACAUUGCCGAGGAUGAGGAACUAUUCGCCAUACCGCGCUCGUUAGUGCUCACUACCACCACUUCCAGCAUCCCAGCUUCAUUACUCGAGCCCCUCACCGAGAUAGGAGCAUGGUCGCCGUUGAUUGUUACCAUCAUCUACGAAUACCUCCGUAGAGAACAGUCGCCGUGGUACCCUUACUUCCGAGUCCUGCCCACCACCUUUGACAGCCUUAUGUUCUGGAACCACCAAGAGCUCACAGAGCUACAGGCCAGCGCCGUGGUGAACAAAAUUGGCAAGUCGUCAGCUGAAGAGUCAUGGAAGACCUCGAUUAUACCACUGAUGCUACAGCAUCCUGACUUAUUCCCACUUCCUCCUGUGACCACUGAGGUAGACAAGUCCAAUCAGCUGAUCAACCUCGCCCACAUGGCUGGCAGUCUGAUCAUGGCUUAUGCAUUCGAUAUUGACCGCGACGACACGAAUAGCGAAAGUGACGAUGAAGCUCGAGGCGAGGAUGAUUGGGAAGAAGACGACGAAGCUGCGCCACUCAAGGGCAUGGUCCCUUUGGCUGACAUGCUCAACGCCGAUGCGGACCGAAACAAUGCAAAACUCUACCAAGAACCAGACUUUCUUGUCAUGAAGGCCACAAAACCCAUAUCUCAGGGCGAACAGAUCUUCAAUGACUACGGUCCCCUCCCCCGAUCCGACCUGCUACGCAUGUACGGCUACAUCACGGAUAAUUACGCACAGUACGACGUGGUCGAGGUCUCCUACGAUCUGUUCAUCGAGGUUGCUGGCAGGAAGCACGAGAAGAACAAUACCACAUGGUUGAAGAGAGAACGGCAGCUUGACUAG